AUGAAGAGACUAGCUGCACGCUGCUCUGCUGGGUUGUUAAUUUUAUCCCCUCUAACAGUGAUUGCUGAUAGCCGGCCUACUGAUUUCAGACAGGGUUCUGGCGAUAAGGACCAGGAGGAGAUGGAAGAGGAAGUCCAUGCAAAGAAACGUAGGGGCAGGCGACGCAUCCUCAAGGAUCCUGGCAAGGAAGACGGGGAGAAAGUCAAAAAGAGGCGCGGUAGACCCCCAGCCGAAAAGCUUUCCCCAAACCCACCAAAGCUCACCAAGCACAUGAAUGCCAUUGUGGACACGGUCAUCAGCUACAAGGAUGGGUCUGGCCGACAGCUCAGCAAAGCUUUCAUCCAACUGCAGCCCAGGAAGGAACUCCCAGAGUACUAUGAGCUGAUCAGGAAACCUGUAGACUUCAGGAAGAUCAAGGAACGUGUUCGUAACCACAAGUACAGGAAUGUAGAGGAUCUGGAGAAGGAUGUUCUUCUCCUAUGUCACAAUGCUCAGACCUUCCAUCUGGAGGGAUCCCAGAUCUAUGAAGACUCCAUUGUGCUCCAGUCAGUGUUCAAGAGCGCCCGGCAGAAAAUUGCUGAGAAGGAACAGAGGGAAGCAGAGAGUGCUGAUGACAAUGAUGAAAUUGAAUCAGGAUCAGAAUCAAAAGCUAAAGACAAACUUAAUAAAAUGGAUGAGUCCUGGAAUGACAAGGGAAAGAAAAGUCAUAGUCAAGGCAAAGCCAAGCCCACUCUCAGUGAGGAUGACAGCGAUGAGGAUCGGGACAGUAAUGUAGGUCAAGUGUAAAAUUCCAAGAGUACAGGGAGUUAAGAAGAGAAAGGAGGAUAAGAGCUGAUGCACACCUUUUUUAAAUAUUGAGUUAUUUCCACUGUAUUGAUUCUUUCUUCAAGGAAGUUUGAUUUCAAGCCCUAUUCCACUAGCUUUAUCAACUGUAACGUACAGCAGAUUCAUGGCGUACACAGCUCAAUCUAAGCACCCUACUAUCCUGCCACCCCAGCCACCCAGAAGGUUCGAUUGAGAUCACCUUUCAUGGUAAAUUUUGUGUACCUUGUCUAUUCUCCUCGAGCAGUUACUGUGUUGCCAUGUCACUUCAGUCACUGCAACACUUUUUAAAGCAAAUGACUGAAGCAGCUGAAUGCUGGCAGAGUUUCCAACAUGAAAUUACUGACAGGUUGUAGCAGAUAUCAUGAGAGUAUGUCUUAGAACUUGAUGGGUGAGAAACGUUGCCUGUUUUUGUCUGUUCUUCAGCAUUAUAGCUAUAUUCUGUGUUAUUUCAUUAAAAGUUUUCAUUUGUUUGGAGUGGAAAUGGAAUGUUAUACAAAAUUCACAUAGCCCAUACAAAAACAUUUCAGAGUGGGGUUUAAAAUUACAUUUUAGAAUUCAUUUUUUGUGUCAAUAGCCAUUACCUUUGAUAAAACAAAGAUGGAACAAAGAGACUAAUCUUGAUGCUAUGUCGGAGGGAUGAGUUGACGAAUAUGCUGUGUAAAUAUUGCCAGUUUAAUGCAAGUAAAAUGGAUUAAUAAUAAAAAAGGUUUUUUAAAGAAUGCUCUAAAUCCUGUAUUCAAAUUGAGACCAUCGGAAAUUAUAUAUUCUUUUUAAACACUAUAGAAAGCCAUGAUAAAACAUGAUAAACAACAUGAUAAAAUUCUCAUAAUUGUGAAUAGACUAUCAAAUCCAAACAAAUGCUGCUGUAAAAGGACAUCACUUUUUCUAAGUGUUCUAUUUCUUUGAAUAAUUUAACUCCUUUAUUUGUGUGUAAUGGCAACAUUCUUUGGAAAUUUUAACAAUAUAACUCCACUAUUUAUUGAAAUGGCAACAUCUAUUAAUGUAGCAUCUUUUUUAUAAACAACAUUCUCUUUUUGUGCACAUUAGCCUCAUUUCAAUUUAAUUUUAAUAAAUCUAUUUUGUUUGAUUUUGUUCUUUCGGUAUAUCCAACAUAUGUAUGUUCACUGGUGUUCUGUGUAAUUAAUCAAGAUCUUGCAGCCAUGGCUCAUAUUGUUAGAUACAGUUGAUGCUUAAAAGCAGAUCAUCAGCAACAAUGAAUUUGUCAGUUGUGCUAUUUGUCACCAAAAAUGAUGUGCACCUUCCCCAGGAAAGAAGCAGUGCCCAUCAAGUUUUUCUUGAACAUAUCUUAUUGAGUAAAAUAGCAUUACAUGUCCAUAUUCUUAAGUGUAGAAAUUUCUGACCAUUUUAUUUAUUCUGACCUAGUCAUUAAGGCUCAUCAUUGCAGAUAAAAGAGCACAGGUACUACUAAUGAUCACACCGGAUUAAAUAGGACAUUGUGCAGUUGACGGGACAUGCCACAAUGUGAAUUAUGUACGCACUAGCUACAUUUAUCAUUAUUUAUAAUAAUAAUUUAAUUAAACUUUCAUCUACAUCAAACAUUACUCCUUUGGUGCAAAUGAGCCGGUAAACAAAUCUACAACAUUUGAGUUCCCUAGCCAAUAAAUCACAGUGCCACAGCAAAUAUAACACUAUCAUAUAAUUCAUUCACAUUGUUGUCCUCAUUCAUCAUAAAAUGUCUCACCCAAAGAGAGAAUAUCGCAAUUAUACUGUAUGUAAAUAUAAUAGAUUAUGUGUUUGUUAUAUUUGCAGUUGGUUGAUUGCCAAAGAGAAUAGGCUGACUGGCAUGCACAUCACACAAUUUUAGUGGUAUGUCUAAUCUAUGGAUACUGUUUAAUUAAAACCAUAUUUUCAAUUUAUUUUCAACAUGUUUGCCUAGGCAAGUUGUUUUUGGAUUGCACAUUAAUAUGCUCCUGAAAAAUGGCCCAAAUAUUAAAUUCAAUUAAUAUUUUGUGUUCCUUGUAGUGUAGGUUUUGGCAUAGCAGAAUACAUCGAGUAUGGCCAGAGGCUCAUGUCCCGAGUAGGGGUCUUUGGAGGAUAUGAAGUAUACAGUUUCCAAAUCAAUAUAGAAAAUUACCAAUUUACCCAGAGGGAAUAAAAUAAUACAGUUGUCAUUGUCAUGUGAGUUGGUACAACACAGCUGUUUUCAAAGAAACCAGAAAACAUUUUCCAAUUUUAAUGAGGUGAAUCACUAUUUUUAUAAUAUCUGUAUAAAUAUCAAAUUAACGCCAAAACAAGAUUAUGACACCACAUUAUGUUUUGUAUUCUAAAUGUCAUUUUGUAAAAUGUGUGAUGCAUGCAAUGUUUUGCUAUGUAAAUGGUUUAGAUACCAACAUAUUUGUAUGGUGUGCUUGCUCAAUAAUAUACUGUACCUCAGCCAAGAUGCAAUGUAACUACAGAUUAACAUGAACUGAAUCUACAUAGCCUUUGCUAAUUCUCAAAUGCACAACAACACUCAUUUAUGAUAUGGGGGAAGAUUGUCUCCAUUGACAAUGAAUAGUGAUGUCUCCAGUGAUUUGAUUUUGAUGCACUACCGAUAACAGUGGAACUUGCACGACUAUGUGCAUUUGCUCCAGAUAAUGGUGAAAAUCAGUUUCAAAAGUAUAGUUGCUAUUUCAUUUUUUAUGAUCACAAUGCCAAUGUUUUCUUUGCAGUUUAUGCAUUUUAAACAGUUUAGUAAAAGCCUCCCUGGACAAAAUGUACAAUACUAUGUGGUGUAUGACUCUAUGAUUUAAUAGUAUGUCAAAUAAAGUUUGAUGAAAUUUU
This is a messenger RNA of Conger conger (European conger), 3609 nucleotides long. Its product is annotated as probable global transcription activator SNF2L2. Bases 1 to 786 code for a protein of 261 amino acids. Gene Ontology annotation, molecular function: protein binding. Gene Ontology annotation, cellular component: RSC-type complex. The transcript has 8 exons. Lineage: Eukaryota; Metazoa; Chordata; Actinopteri; Anguilliformes; Congridae. The record is from RefSeq and is a predicted model, not a curated record. Gene Ontology annotation, biological process: chromatin remodeling.